AUGACCUUGCUAGAAACACUCGAAACCUCUAACUUUAUUGAGAUGGGAAUUUAUGGUUAUCCUAUUGAAAUCCAAGCACUUUUCUUUAUGGCAUUGAGAUGUGCUUUGGUAAUGCUGAAGCAAGAUGCAGAUGGGAAAGAGUAUUGGGUAUUUGAGUUUAUGCCAAUGCGUGGUGGCUACUUCAUAGGCAAUGUCAGUCCUGCAAGGAUGGAUUUUCGAUGGUUUGCUUUAGGUAAUUGUGUCGCUAUCUUAGCUUCUCUUGCCACCCCUGAACAGUCUGCUGCUAUUAUGGAUCUUAUUGAAGCACGCUGGGAGGAGCUGGUUGGAGAAAUGCCUUUAAAAAUAAGCUAUCCUGCAAUAGAAAGCCAUGAAUGGCGGAUUGUAACAGGUUGUGAUCCGAAGAAUACAAGAUGGAGUUACCAUAACGGGGGGUCUUGGCCAGUGCUUCUGUGGUUGCUAACGGCUGCCUGCAUCAAAACGGGAAGACCCCAGAUCGCAAGACGAGCAAUUGAUCUUGCAGAGAGCCGUCUGCUCGAAGACAGCUGGCCAGAAUAUUACGACGGAAAACUUGGAAGAUAUGUAGGUAAACAAGCAAGAAAAUACCAGACAUGGUCUAUCGCAGGAUAUUUGGUAGCAAAGAUGAUGUUGGAGGAUCCCUCACACUUGGGGAUGAUCUCCCUGGAAGAGGACAGGCAAAUGAAGCCGGUGAUAAAGAGAUCUUCCUCCUGGACUUGCUGA
This is a messenger RNA of Ilex paraguariensis (yerba mate), 738 nucleotides long. NCBI's taxonomy places the organism in Eukaryota, Viridiplantae, Streptophyta, Magnoliopsida, Aquifoliales, Aquifoliaceae. The record is from the annotation of a GenBank genome assembly.